Neolamprologus brichardi is the source of this 2988-nucleotide messenger RNA. Lineage: Eukaryota; Metazoa; Chordata; Actinopteri; Cichliformes; Cichlidae. The record is from RefSeq and is a predicted model, not a curated record.
UGGGGCGACAAGCAGGGGAAGAGCGGCGGAGUUCGUGACUGAGGGACCAGUAGCGCUCUGCAGCUGGACGGAACCGCCACGAUGGACCUCCCCGUUACCUUUUGGAUUCUGCUGAUCAGCCCGCUGGUCCUCUGCGUCCCUGCAGUCCAAGCAGCAAAAUGCCCACAGGAGUGUUUCUGUGACCAAAUCCAACUCACUGUGACCUGUGUCAACAAGAACCUGACCCAGGUUCCUCCUGCUGUCGAUGAGAUAACAGUGAAACUGGACCUUCGAGGUAAUGACAUACAGGAACUCCCCACUGGGGCUUUCAUGCACACCCCCUACCUGACUCACCUGUCGCUGCAGCGCUGUAACAUCCACAAGGUGAAGGAGGGGGCGUUCCGUGGCCUCGGUCGCCUGGUCUUCCUCAACCUUGCCAACAACAACAUUGACAUCCUCUACCAGGAGUCAUUUGAUGGUUUGUCCUCACUAAAGCAGCUUAUUAUUGACCGUAAUCGUGUGGAAGAGAUUCAGCCUGGAGCGUUCUCUCAGCUGGGCUUCCUCAACCUGCUCUCCCUCUCACACAAUCAGCUAGUUUACAUCCCUAAUAUGGCAUUCCAGGGCCUGCAGAAUAUCAAGUGGCUUCGUCUUAGUUACAACUUUCUAAACUACCUGGACACUGAAGCCUUUGCCGGACUGUUCACACUAACUCGUCUCAGCCUGGAUCACAACGAGUUACAGUUUUUCCCCACUGAGACCAUGACCAGGCUGCCAGAGGUGACUCGUCUCGAUCUCAGCUACAACCCCAUGACGUACCUGGGGGAGGAGGCUGUGUCCAUGCCCAAGCUGACCCACCUCUUCCUGGACCACAUGUCCCUGCAGGACCUGGUGAACACAGCUGUUUCAAAAUCCCCCAACCUCAUCCACCUGGACAUCAGCAAUAACCAGCUGCGUGUCAUCCAGCCCUUCGCCGAAGGCUCGCCAAAGCUGUCCCGUCUAAACCUGGCCGGGAAUCCAAUCCUCUGCAACUGUUACCUGCGUCCACUCAGAGAGUGGGCUAUCUAUAUCAAAGUGAAGCUGAUGGGGACUUGUGGAGGGCCAUCCCAUCUUUCAGGUGAGAGCCUGGAUGCUGUCCACCCUUCUGAGCUGAGAUGCCAGAGUCAGGAAGACAUCAUAAAAGAAGAAGAAGCAGCCAGGAUCAUGCCACGACCCACUGAAGAACCGAACAAGGUCAAGUGUCCUGCCAACUGUGUCUCUUUCAGCGGGAUGAAGGGACUGAUAUACCUGUACCUGUCUGAGAAUGAGCUUACCUCCUUGAGCCCAGAUGCCUUUAAAGGUCUCCCUAAGCUGACUUACCUCCAUUUGGAAAAGAACCGCUUUACCAGCUUCCCCAAAGGUGUCUUCAAACUGGUGCCCAGUCUGCUUGCACUUCAUCUGGAGAACAACUCCAUCACUAAGCUGGAGCCAGGUAUCAUGACGGGGGCUGAGGGUUUGAGAGCUCUCUAUCUCACCGGGAAUGCCAUUGUGCACGUGUCGCCCAGGGCUCUUUACCAGGCAAAUGACUUGGACAUGCUUCACCUGGGAGGAAAUAAGCUCAAGGAGGUGCCCACUGAGGCACUGAGCAAGGCUGGGAAUCUCCGAGACCUCAGGCUGUCCGGAAAUUCAAUUCGUUGGAUCGGAUCGAAUGCUUUCAAACCUCUGGGGAGGUCACUUAAAGAGCUGUACCUCAAUAACAUGGGACUGGAGAAGAUGUCGCAGAGCGCCCUGGCAGGACUGGGUCCUGGGUUGAGGAGUCUUUUCUUGGAGGGCAACCAGCUGGAGGAGGUCCCUGACUUCCACCCACUCACCGCUUUGGAGGUCAUCAAUCUCGCUGACAAUCCUCUAAUGUGUGACUGCCCCCUACUGCCACUACGCAUGUGGAUUGAGAAAGUUAACCUGAAGGUGCGAGCCACCUGUGCCAAUCCACCUGAAUUGCGGGGUCGGAGGGUCAAGGAUGUCCACGGGUUCAAAGCCUGCCCUGGUGGAGAGAGUCUUCCCUCUGCCCCUGCUGUCACCUCAAAGUCAGCAAAGGCCCCCAAGGCAACCAAACCCAAACCGAUGCAUCUGAGCGGCCAUCGGCAGGUCAAGAUGCUCAAGGUCAAAUCCAAAAUUCGAGGGAGUCCAAACACAAAACAGGGUGCAGCAAAGAAAGCUGCUGAAAGCACAAAGAGACGCAGCAUGCCCUGAAACUCCCGCCUUUUGGCGUUGCUUCCAUUCUGGCGUUCUGUGCUGACGUUUUAAAGUCAGGGCUUCAAUGCAAACAUCAGCACAGCGCAGAACCAAAGUUUUGAGGUUAAACACUGAACUGAACUGUCCCAGCUGCAGGAGUCGGGCUUUUUUCACACUAAUCAUUCUUGCUGUCUUAGCACAAUGUUGAACAACAGUAUAAAUUCUUUGUACGGUUGCAUUAGUAAGCUAUAUCAUGUUGGGCUUUAACUUUUAUCACCUUAAAAGCGCUACAGUCAGGUAUUUGCACAGUACUAGUAGUUUUGCCACAGUACAUUUUCAAUCAAGCAAUUAAGAUUUAAACUUUGAUUUAAGGAGUUUAUGUUAAAAUUGUAAAACUUAACUGGACAAACUAACAUCAUUUUUAAUAUAAGGAUUGUUUUUAGUACUUGGAUGAAUAUAUGUAGCAUUUGGCUGAUUCUGAACAGAGUAUGGGCCUGUAUACUCCACAUAUCACAUGACAGAAGAUGACCACUGACAUCUUCUGUCAGUGGUCAUGUCAUCAAUAAACACUAGCGACCGGUGCCUGGUUUCCACUGGCAGCCACGUUCAUGCCCAUACCAUCACACUGCCUCCACCAUGUUUGACACAGGAUGUAUUCUUCAUGAGCUAUUUCUCUAAUUCUCCAUACUCUCCCCUUCCUAUCAUUCUGGUACAAAUUAAUCUGUCAUAUUAUGCAUAUGCACUCUUCUCCAGCAGUCUAAUCCAGGGGUGUCAAACUCCAGGCCUUGAAAGCCAGUGUCC